UUUGCUGUUUUUGCAAACUGUUUCUACACACUUUUAGGUUGGAAAACACACCACCUUAAAUUUCACACUGUCGGUUAUUCUACUGUCUUUCUAUCUCAUCAUUCUCACACACAUAACUAAAAUACAAACACUUGUUGAGAUCUCAAUCUCACUCUUGUUCUUUUUUCUUCUUCUUUUUGAUAAAGCUUUUGUUUUUCUUUGACCCAAUUGGAUUCUAAGCUAAACCCAGUUAAUCCUUAAGUCAGUGUAUUGUAUUGUGAGGAAGUUACAUAAUUCUGAUUUGAAUUAUUGGUGUUGAGACGUUCAGUUGGGUUUUGGAUUUUGUGGAUUUGGAUCUGAAUGUCUGGUCAAGCAAGAUCCUUUUAAUUGGAAUUUGGAUCUGAAAGUUGGAAUUUGGAUCUGUAUUGAUUUCAAGUUUCAACUAAUAAAUGUCGAGGGGAAGAUCUGAUGGGUCACAAAAGAAGCGCAUAGUUGCUUCCAUCUGUGUUGUGACGGUUUUUAUUGGUUUAUUGUAUGUGUAUGGUGGAUCCAUCUUUGGUUCUCAAACUAGUGGUUCAUCUGCUCUAGAAUAUGGCAAAUCAUUAAGGAAACUCGGUUCAUCAUAUUUGGGUGCGGAUGAUGACAAUGAUGACAAGCAAGAUGAUUCUUCAUCAGGUUUCGGGCAGGUUGAUGAGGACGACAAUAUUGUUCCAAAGAGUUUCCCUGUUUGUGAUGAUCGACAUUCGGAGUUGAUUCCUUGUUUAGAUAGACACCUUAUCUAUCAACUGCGGAUGAAAUUGGACUUGUCUGUGAUGGAACACUAUGAGAGACAUUGUCCUCCUGCAGAAAGGCGCUACAAUUGCUUGAUUCCACCUCCAGCAGGAUACAAGGUCCCUGUUAAGUGGCCAAAAAGCAGAGAUGAGGUGUGGAAAGCAAAUAUCCCGCAUACUCACCUUGCACAUGAGAAAUCUGACCAGAACUGGAUGGUUGAAAAAGGUGAAAAGAUAGCGUUUCCUGGAGGUGGGACUCAUUUUCAUUAUGGAGCUGAUAAGUACAUUGCAUCAAUGGCAAAUAUGCUUAACUUUUCAAACAAUAAUCUAAACAAUGAGGGAAGAUUGAGGACAGUGCUUGAUGUUGGCUGUGGUGUUGCAAGUUUUGGAGGAUACCUUCUUUCAUCUGAUAUCAUUACAAUGUCCUUGGCACCAAAUGAUGUGCAUCAAAAUCAAAUCCAAUUUGCCCUCGAAAGAGGAAUUCCUGCAUAUCUUGGUGUGUUGGGAACUAAGAGACUUCCAUACCCAAGCAGAUCUUUUGAACUUGCUCAUUGUUCUCGUUGUCGAAUUGAUUGGCUUCAGAGAGAUGGAAUACUACUUCUUGAACUAGACCGGGUUCUCAGGCCAGGAGGUUAUUUUGCAUACUCGUCUCCAGAAGCAUAUGCUCAGGAUGAAGAGAAUCUAAGGAUAUGGAAAGAAAUGAGUGAUCUUGUGGGGCGUAUGUGUUGGAGAAUAGCUUCAAAAAAGGAGCAAACUGUUAUCUGGCAAAAACCUUUGACAAAUGAUUGCUAUAAAAAAAGAGAACCUGGUACUCGCCCUCCUCUAUGCCAGUCUGACGCUGAUCCUGAUGCAGUUUUUGGAGUAAAUAUGGAAGUUUGCAUAACACCUUACAGUGAACAUGACAACAAAGCUAAAGGUAGUGGCUUAGCUCCAUGGCCUGCAAGAUUGACCAGUCCUCCUCCUAGAUUAGCUGAUUUUGGCUAUUCAAAUGAAAUGUUCGAAAAGGAUUCGGAACUAUGGCGAGAGAGAGUUGAUAAAUACUGGAGUCUCAUGAGUAAAAAAAUCAAAUCCGAUACGAUAAGGAAUAUUAUGGAUAUGAAAGCUAACAUGGGUUCAUUUGGAGCUGCUCUUAAAGACAAGGAUGUAUGGGUGAUGAAUGUUGUACCUCAAGAUGGACCAAACACACUUAAAGUUAUAUAUGACAGAGGCCUCAUAGGCGCCACUCAUGACUGGUGUGAAGCAUUCUCAACAUACCCUCGGACUUACGACUUGCUCCAUGCAUGGACUGUCUUGUCUGACGUAGCAAAGAAAGAUUGCAGUCCAGAGGAUCUAUUAAUUGAGAUGGACCGCGUGCUUAGACCUACCGGUUUUGUAAUCUUCCGUGAUAAACAGCCAAUGAUUGAUUUUGUGAAGAAGUACUUAACUGCUUUGCACUGGGAAGCAGUUGCAACCGCAGAUUCGGGUUCCGACUCUGUUCAGGAUAGUGAUGAAGUUGUUUUUAUCAUCCAGAAGAAAUUGUGGCUAACUAGUGGAAGCUUCAGGGAUACUGAAUGA
This is a messenger RNA of Medicago truncatula (barrel medic), 2303 nucleotides long. RefSeq names its product probable methyltransferase PMT8. Bases 429 to 2303 code for a protein of 624 amino acids. The transcript is spliced from 8 exons. The record is from RefSeq and is a predicted model, not a curated record. Gene Ontology annotation, molecular function: methyltransferase activity. Gene Ontology annotation, cellular component: trans-Golgi network; cytoplasm; endosome. Lineage: Eukaryota; Viridiplantae; Streptophyta; Magnoliopsida; Fabales; Fabaceae.